This is a messenger RNA of Brassicogethes aeneus, 1554 nucleotides long. The record is from the annotation of a GenBank genome assembly. NCBI's taxonomy places the organism in Eukaryota, Metazoa, Arthropoda, Insecta, Coleoptera, Nitidulidae.
AGAUGAGGGACCUCUUCCUGUAACUUAAUUGAAACGGAAGCGAACAAUCGUGUCGACCGCGACAAACUCGCGUGGCCUACUAGACGUAAAUCGUAUAAACUAAAUAUUAAGCUCGUGAUAACAGUCGUUCCGGGGUGGCAAUUAUUGGUUCGUCAAAAUAAUGAAUUUACACUCUCUCAUUUUUUUCGUGUCGGAAUAAGUGGUAGGAUAUUUGAAUAUUUACCAUAAAAACACUUUUCUAGUUAGUUAAAGUAAAAGAAAAUAGCAACAUGAGAAAAAAGUGUCCAUUGCGGCGCAAAAUGUACGAAAGUUCGUGUUCUUAUCAAGGCGCACUAGAGCUGAAACGUAGUACAGCUUCAACUUGUCCUUUGGGUAUUAAAACAGAAGAAUUUAGUACCGCAGCAGAUUGGCCUGCUUACAGAUUCUGCAAUCCCAGUACUUUUGAACAGUUAAAACAAAGUGUGGAAAAAGCCAAAGCAGCAUUACAGGAUCGAACAAGUUUUUUUGGAAACGGUAGUGCAUUUAGUGAUCUGUAUAAUGUUUCAUCAGGACGUUCGCAAGAAAAUUUAGUUCAAGAAAGCAGUAGGCUUCGUGACAAUAACGAUGUAGAUAUUAAAAGAACAGAUACAUCAUACAAAGGAUCGUGGAGUUCGCAUGCAUCAUCUCAACCACAGGGUUAUGGAUCAAACUCAUUAUCAGGCAUGACCAAAUCAUUGGACCCUCAUGGACAUCUUCGACAACCAGAUCCGUAUCAAAUGUUUGGACCAACCAGUAGUCGUUUAGCAAGUUCAGGAUCUGGACAAAUACAACUUUGGCAAUUUCUCUUGGAAUUAUUAAGUGAUUCUUCGAAUGCAGCCUGCAUAACUUGGGAAGGUACGAAUGGAGAAUUUAAACUCACAGAUCCGGAUGAAGUUGCUAGAAGAUGGGGAGAACGCAAAUCCAAACCGAAUAUGAAUUAUGACAAACUGUCCCGAGCUUUACGAUACUACUAUGACAAAAACAUAAUGACAAAAGUUCAUGGAAAAAGAUAUGCAUAUAAGUUUGACUUCCAAGGCUUGGCCGCAGCCACCCAACCCGCGACAAGUGAUCCAAGCAGCUACAAAUAUCAAAGCGAGCUAUUUAUGAGUUCCUAUCAUCAUAGUGCUAAGCUUGGUGGCUUUAUGAGCCCUCAUGCAACCAUCCCAAGUUCUGCAGCUUCCAUUUUUCCUUCUCCGGGUUCCUACUGGACUAAUCCAAGUGCAAAUUUAUACUCAAAUAUUGCCGCCAGUACGCAUUCAAUAAGUCAUCAUACUGCCCCCCAUCUAGGGGCACCUCCGUUGGGGUCUUAUCCUCACUAUGCAUGACCUGUUUCCAACCCAACCCCUGGAUCGGAUUGGACCAGAAAAUUAACGAUGUGAAUGUUAUAUUAGUUACAUAAAAGAAUAUUCCUAUAGGAUAUAAAAAAUCGUGUUUAUAAAUAAGUUUUUUAACCUCCAAAACAAAAUAAUGUAAUUUUUGUGUGUGCAAAAUAAUCUUUUUUAUUUUAAUUAUUUAACGCUUUUGUUUAUAAUUUUU